CUAACCAUAGCUUUAAAAUAAUAAUAUAUUCUUGUCACGUCAAUCAAUAUUCAAAAACAAAUCUCAAGCUCAAAAAAUUAUUUGAGAUUCACUCUUGUAUUUUUUCUUUUGAAACCAAGCUCAUUUCCUCGGCCUUCCUUCAAUUUGACGAUGUCCAUUGUUGCAGAGACUUCAAGAUCAUCGCAACACGCAAGGCUCAGGAGACCCAGAAAGCAGCCCACUUCAGCCCCAGAUCCGACGCCCCAAACCCAUUUAAUCGUCCACCCAACCCGUAAAAAAUCUACCAUUUCUGGUUUGCUUGGCUCACCCUUCUCUGACACCAACGACAAUGCUGCUAGUCUUUUGAGCAAGAAGACCAACAAGAAGAAGACAUUUACGUCUGUGGCACUGAGUGGACUCGGGUGUGUCAAGUGUUUGUCGCCGGUGGUGGUUGGGUCGUCGGGGGAAUGGGGGGCAAACAAAGUGAGGAAGAAGAAGAAGAAGAAACAGAGGAUGAGAGUUGAGAAUGCGACGGCUAAAACGACGACGUUGAAUGGUGCAAUGUCUCCACGUGUAGUGGUGGUGGUUCCUGACCUAUGCUGUACUCCUGGGAUUGGUUUAGCGGCCUCCAAUGCUGCUUUGGUUGAUUUUGUAGAACCAACAAGGUCCCUUUCUUCAAGAGGGAGGGUCAAUGCUCACAGAACCAAUAACAGAGAGCGUGGUCGGACAAGAAGGAGAGGCAGCGACCAUGAUCAGGCUUCUGGAUCACAUAUCUCUAAUGCUAGAAGAUAUGAUGAUUUUGGGCAUGGCUCUUCUGGAGGUCUCUCUCGCUCAGAGAUGAUGAUACUACAGAGUAGCCUACUGUUUGGAGAGAAUGUGGAGGGAUCUGAUCGAUAUGGGGACUGGAGACUUGAUGUUGACCACAUGUCGUAUGAGGAACUACUGGAUUUGGGUGACAGAAUUGGGUAUGUAGGCACAGGCCUGAGAGAAGAUGAGAUAUUCCGGUGCCUGAGGAACAUGAAGCACCCGAUUUUGGAUUCCCUCCCCUUACUAUCCUCCACCGGUGACAACUGGAGGUGCAGCAUUUGUCAAGAGGAAUACGAAGCUGAUGAUGAGGUGGGAAGGCUGGAUUGUGGCCACUGCUAUCACAUACAUUGUAUUAGACAGUGGCUCCUGCGGAAAAAUGCUUGUGCUGUUUGCAAAGCUGCGGCUGCGGCUUACAACUGAGCGUGGAACACCAUUUAUGCCUUUUUUUCUGGCUUUAAUUCAAUUCUGAAUUCAUGAAGAAGUUUAUAAGCACCUGUUUGGGGCGUCCCAUUUUCUACAUUGUUUGCUCAAUGGAAGAUCCUGGCUGUUUUUUUGUGGAGUCUGGAAGAGUUACAGGCUAGCAUUUGUGCUCCUGGCGUCUAGGGAGUACUCUUGCAUUAGUUUUCAACUUCUCGUCUUUCUUUUCUUUCUUUCUUCCUUCCUUUUCUCUGCUUUACGUCCAGAGGACGAUAUCUUCAUCACAAGGUUCUGAUUCUGGAUGCAAUCAUUCAUACUUAAAGCAAGAACAUCCCUUUCCUACCGGAGUGUUGGUUCCCGAUUGGUCAUUGUUUGCUGUAAAAUUGAACAGCCCAAUUAUAUCAAGGAACUUCCCAUGUUUUCCCCGCGA
Vitis vinifera (wine grape) is the source of this 1633-nucleotide messenger RNA. RefSeq lists its product as uncharacterized. The record is from RefSeq and is a predicted model, not a curated record. Lineage: Eukaryota; Viridiplantae; Streptophyta; Magnoliopsida; Vitales; Vitaceae. Bases 151 to 1206 code for a protein of 351 amino acids. Gene Ontology annotation, molecular function: ubiquitin protein ligase activity. The transcript has 5 exons.